This is a messenger RNA of Linepithema humile (Argentine ant), 4278 nucleotides long. RefSeq names its product Ki-ras-induced actin-interacting protein-IP3R-interacting domain olf186-M (gene olf186-M). The record is from RefSeq and is a predicted model, not a curated record. NCBI's taxonomy places the organism in Eukaryota, Metazoa, Arthropoda, Insecta, Hymenoptera, Formicidae. Gene Ontology annotation, molecular function: signaling receptor binding.
GCUAGCUCAAUCGCUCCGCGCCGCACACGAAUCGCUCACGGUCGCGCAAACAUGCGUUUCGAACCGCUCUGAUUGCCCGCGAGGACAUCACGCGCGUAUCAGCGUCUAGAUAGUGGCGUCGUCCGCCUAAUUGAAGGAAGAUAUGGAUCCAGAGAAUGUGGGCAAGGAAACUAUUCUAAAGGUGACAGAUUGGCUGCGUGGAGUUUGGGAAAUGAGACGGCGUGCCGGUGGACCGGUGCAACAAUGGAUUGACUCGAUACCAUUGUCCACAAAAUCGGAGAUCGCCAUUGGCAGCGAGUGCCGGGAGCACGGCCCGAGCAAAUCGUUAACACUAACAGAGCCUAAGGACAUUCCGUUUCCUAAGGAUCCAAAGCCUCCAAGUAUGACUGUAUCGGCGCCUAUUAAUGUUCCUAAUUCUGCAGCAAUGAAUACACCAACACUUCCAAGUUCGUUUCCUCAUCACAGACUGGCGCGAGACGCGAGCUUUCAGUCGGACAGCAGUCACUGCAGCAGCGUUGAGAGUUUAUUAGAAUUACGAAAAGCGGAUCCGACAGCGAUCCUGCUCGAUCUUGGUUUCGGCGGCUGCUCGGCCAGUCCGCAGGAGAACGGAUCGGUUUCUCGCAUUCCUAAACGGUUCCUUCAGCCAUCGUCGUUACAAGGCAUCGCUAUAGACGAGUUCCUUAAGCAGCAGCAGCAAAGCAGCGAAUCUUUUGAUUCAGUAUCUUUAGGAUAUAGAGGUCUAACAGGAUCACCAUAUGUAGCGCCGUCGGAAAUUGUGCAAAAGAUUAUGGACCGCUUGCGGGAGCACGAAAGCCAUGAAGGGGAUACGAGUGCGUACAGCUGCGAACCGUGCAGUCCAUCGCAGCAAAAUGGCAGGCUCUCUGUUCUGUCUCCUGAUAACAGGCAGUUCUUGGAACAGCAACGUUCCAGAAGUCCGGAUAUGCGCAACAAACGUAUGAUUAUAGGAGAAAAGUCGUUUGCCUUCGGAUGCGACGGAAAUUUAAUUGAAAUAUCCACAAGUGGCACGAAACUUGCGUCCAGUGAUGCGAAAGAUGAUGACGAUAGCCUGUUGGAUGCUAAUGUAUCUAUAGAAUUAAAGCAAUCCUCUCCGGAAGAAAGUAUAAUGUCCCAUUACUGGUACUUUUCGACGAAUGACAAGAAGCUCACGAAACAGUUGUCGUUUGACGAUACUGUCGAAUUUCCUAAAACUGACCAAUUAUCAAAAGACAAUCUGGUGGACCCAAAUAGCUCGGACAUUGCUCAAAGUGGCACAAGUGUAGAUGAUAAUAAACGAGAAUACGAUGCGUCGACUCCCACGUGCAAAAAAUACGAGUUCCCUGACAUUCGUACGGCUAGCUACGGUUCCUUUGACACUUUGAAGAGUAAAUUUUUGAAGAGUAAAAUGCUCGAGGAGCGAAGAUUUAGUGAUGGCGCAAUGCGCACCACUGAAAGCCAAAGUAAGGGAAGCACGUUAAUAGAGAAAAGAAAAAGCUUCAAAAGACAGUCCAGAGUGUGUGAUACAGCUGCGAUGCAUUAUUGCGAUCUGAGUCCUAUUAGAUCUAGCGUAUCGAAUGCAAUAUCUGAAUCUAAUAUAGACAAUGAAGAAGAAGAAGUAUCGAAUAAUGUAACUAAUAGUGCGCACCAACUAGAUACAUUAAAACCAUUCGAGCCUACUGAGCGUAAAAGUGAUCUGGAACCAACGAUAGAUACGGAAUCUUCAUCUGGAAAGCCUACUUGUACGCCUUCGCCAUCGAGGAUUAGCGAAUCCAUCGACAAGAUAGAACGAUCCUUAGCUACAGAGGCAGACUCAGCAGAGGAAGAUUUAGCACCCAGCGAUCAUUCAGGUAUGGAAGAUAAUCAAAUUUGUUGUUAUAAAAGUAGUGUGUGUACAGAUUGUAAGCACGGUAAGAAUUGCACAGAUUGUUACUGUCACGCCGACAAACGGAAAUAUUGGAAAAAGAUGGAAAAGAUCAUGCGGGAAAAUAGAAAGUUGGAGGAUAUGCUAGCGAGAAGUAGAAGGGAGAUGGCAGAAAUUCGUGAUAUGCUGAGUAAUGUUUUAUCGGUUAGAAUGGAACCAGGAUUUUAAAUGAACCGUCAAAAGAUUGGAUUUUUUGCCAGUUUUUGAUGAAAGAGAGAAAUGGCUAACUAUAGUUAUCAUCUUGUGAUAUAGGAUAUGUGUGUACUAGGGCAGAAAACUCUAAUACCCUCAUAAAAUUUCGAGCUUUCUAUACAUUCAACAUUUCGGACUGGUCUACUUCUCUAUUUUAGAAAUCGAAUAUUUUCGAAGCACGUGUUUUGUAAGACACAAAGAAUAUUUCUACGACCUAUACACGAGAAUAACGGAUCUUUUAGCGUCUAUUUUUAAUUCAAAAUAUUGAGAAACACAAAAAAUAUGAUAUUACCUCUGUGCUAAGCGCGCCAUAAAAAAAUAUUAGCACAAAUCUUUUUAUAUGUUUGCACCUUUAUUCGCAACUCGUGCAUUUUUUUACACAUCUUAAAACGAGUUAUAAAUAAAGAUGCAAAUCCUGUUGAAGUAUACAAAUUUUAUUUAAUACUAGGUCAAAAAGAUGAGUGCAAUAAAUCUAACGUUGCAAUAUUUCGUUGAACAGUGUAUAUUGCAAUGAGUAAACAUAAGUUUAUGAGGUGAAUGCGCAUGAAAUUGAACAUAUCAAUGAUAUUAUGGAAAUAUUAGUUAACAGGAGAGAAGAGAAUUUUGCAAUCGACAAUUCGGAUACCAAUUCAGCGGCGAUAUUAAAGCACGUAAGAUGAUUGAGUUUUAUGUCGCCUGGCUUUUUUGACAAUUUGACUUUUGCUGCUGUGCAGAUUUUAUUCUGCAACUUACUCGAAACGACUGACCGACUCAGUCUAUCUUGGCUUACUUUGGUUUUUUUUUUCUUUCUCUCUCCCUAUCUCACUCUAAUCGUCUCAUUGUUGUGUGAAUCCUAUACAUUCCCGUUACCAUAUCUAAUAUACUUGUUAAGUUUGAAAUGUCGAAUUAACGUUUGUUACCUUCUAAUUAUAUUUGUUGAUGGAGCAUCUCGUUUUACCUCACGGUUGGCAAGCAAUUUGUCACAGUUUUCCCUUGUUCACGUUUGGUAGUGUCUGUAUAGUUUAUUUAGUAUUUUAGUCAUAUGUAUUUUGUAAUAUACAUGUGCAUCAAAAAGAAUUAACUGCAUUAGAGCAUAACAGUGGGAGCACGAUCAAAAUAGUGACGAAAGUUUGAUACUUUCGUCAGUUUUCUAAUAGGUGCGUACAUUUCACAAUAAUAAGUUUUAAUCAUAACGAAUACUAGCCACUUCAUGCUUUAUGCAAAAGGAAUUUGAGAUCUAGUCCUGUACCGUUACUGUGAACACAGUGAUAUCUAAUUUUUAACUUUUCCUUGUAUAACCAAGAUAAUAACUCCAAGAAAUUUUAAGAAACUCAUGGUUUUGAAUAUUAAUAUAUUAAGAAUUAGUUCGUCCUGCCAUAAAUAAUAAAGUCAUCACUUCUUGAUUAUGGGUAUUUUUACAUCGUAAUUGUAAAUAAUAUAUACAUUUAUUUAGCUUUAAUGUAUUUUUUUUUAAUCUAACAUGAUUUAGCAAAACGGCAUAGUAUAAGUAGCUGAUAUAUUAAAAGAAUCUCCGUAUUAAUUUCGUAAGAAUUAAUCAAGUGUGUUUAUUGUGCAAAUUAUACGAUAGUAUAAAUAGCAGAAUAGCAGAAUCAUUUACAAAAAUAUAUUUGGGCAGGAGCAGAAAAAAUGUUAAGUACAUUAAAUUAAUAUAUAUUUAUAUAUUGUGUUAUUAAAUGUAUAUGUUUGUCCACUUUUUACUUAAUGCAUAAAAUGCUAACAUCAAUUGGAAGUUUAUUUGAUAUUACUAAGUGCGUUUUUACUCAAUUUUUCUUAAGUCAUAACACUCACAUCGUCACUCAAUAAAGGAAAUUGCAUUUUUUUAUUUAAUCGCAAUAUAUAAUCAAAUUGUAAUUAGCACAGAGAUUACAAGAUUAUAAUCAAAACGAUUCAGUACAAAUCAUAAACUUUGGAACGUUAUUUAACUUUUACAUAAUGAACUUUUUACACAGUAAACAUCCACUUUUUACAUAAUAAGUCGAUAAUAUAUUCUGUACUUAUGAUAUUUUUCUCGUUUCUUGCACAAUUAUUAAGUGAUGAAGUCCAAAUAAGAUACAUAUUAUCUAUAGUAGUACAGAGAGAGAAAGUAGUUAUACAAACAGAAUAGGAGCACUCUAGAAGUAAGGUACAAUUGUACAACUGUGGGAGAACUCAAUAAAUAUUUACCACAA